This is a messenger RNA of Scleropages formosus (Asian bonytongue), 1127 nucleotides long. Its product is annotated as ras-related protein Rab-9A-like. The transcript is spliced from 2 exons. Gene Ontology annotation, molecular function: GTP binding; GTPase activity. Gene Ontology annotation, cellular component: lysosome; late endosome; phagocytic vesicle. Gene Ontology annotation, biological process: retrograde transport, endosome to Golgi; Rab protein signal transduction. NCBI's taxonomy places the organism in Eukaryota, Metazoa, Chordata, Actinopteri, Osteoglossiformes, Osteoglossidae. The coding region runs from base 157 to 762 and encodes 201 amino acids. The record is from RefSeq and is a predicted model, not a curated record.
GCUGAUCUGUCGUUCGGUCGCUCGGUUCGGCCCCGCAGCGCCAUGAUGUCAGCAGCGCACUCAGGGAGUGGAGAUUCGCGGGGUCCUGCGGGGAAACAAUCCUCUCGACUCGACUGCAGCUUCCGUCUUGCUCCAGAAGAGCUCCUCUGAACAGCUAUGGCAGCCAAGUCAACCCUGCUGAAGGUCAUCUUACUAGGCGAUGGGGGUGUGGGAAAAAGUUCCAUCAUGAAUCGCUAUGUCACUAACAAGUUUGACGCGCAACUGUUUCACACCAUCGGCGUGGAGUUCCUCAACAAGGACCUGGAGGUUGACGGCCACCUGGCCACCGUGCAGAUCUGGGACACGGCAGGUCAGGAGCGCUUUCGCAGCCUGCGGACGCCCUUCUACCGUGGCUCCGACUGCUGCCUGCUCACCUUCAGUGUGGAUGACAGCCAAAGCUUCCUGAACCUGGCCAACUGGAAGAAGGAGUUCAUCUAUUAUGCUGAUGUCAAGGAGCCCGAGAACUUCCCCUUCGUGGUGCUAGGUAACAAGAUAGAUGUGACAGAGAGACAGGUGUCUGCUGAGGAUGCCCGGCACUGGUGCCGUGACAACGGCAACCACCCGUACUACGAGACAAGCGCCAAAGAUGCCACCAAUGUGGCGGCAGCAUUCGAGGAGGUAGUACGGCGCGUUCUAGCUGUGGAGGAGCAGGGAGAGAACCUCAUCGCCACGGACACAGUGGACCUUCACAGGAAGUCUCGCUCUGGUGGCAUUUGCUGUUGAUACUGCCUUAGUAACACAUGACUCUGGAGCACAGGUUACCCCAGAGGAAAAGGCUGCGGGGCUGUGUUACCCAAACCCUCAUCAGCACCAUUUGGCAUGCAACAUUUCAUUGUGCCAAAAAGUGUAAAUAGUUUAAAGUUUUGCACUAAGGGCGAUUUCAAGCAGGUUUCUACAAUGGCUGAAUUCUGCGGGUAUCAAAUCUGUGACUUGAGGAGUCAGAUUCCAGUCCUUUGCAGUAUUUGAUAAACAGUGACCAAACAUUUUAUAUCUUAACAGUAACUCAGCAGGACAACAGGUAAGAAUGAUGAAAUAUGAAGUGUACAACAGAUUUUUUCUUUCUCCCCUAUAGUGUUUUUGCUCCUACA